UUAAAAAUCUCUCUAAUCUCUUCAAUCCCUGAUUUCUCAUUUCUUUCUAGGGUUUCUCUUCUUCUUCCUUUCGACCCCUCCUGAUUCAAUUCAACUCCGGCCUUGAUUUCGAUUGCAACUCCCCGGCCAUGCUAUUCUUUCCUCAAUGAGGCAACUCGAGCAGCUCCCAAUCUCUCCGGAGGUGGCGCAGCCGACCGGAGGGGGCCUCCACUCUUGGUUCUUGGAUUGCCAUGGCCUCUGGUACACCCUUGCUCUUACCCUCCCUUCUGUCCUCUUCAUCGCCUACCUUGCCUCCCAAGCUCGCCGCAGCUUCAAUACCCUCCGCUUUGGUCGCUCCUACAUCAUCAUCCUCUACUACGCUCUCCUUUGGAUCGUCAGCGUGCUCAAUCUUUUUUGGUGUCUCGCUCAGGCCUGGCAAUGCACUUCUGGCAAGGAGUUAUCUUGGAAUCUAUUAACUUUGUUUACAACAUCUGGGCUGUUAUUUUUAGAAGUUAGUUUGGUGGCCUUUCUACUUCAAGGAAAUUAUACUACUGGGUUGGAGUCCUUGACUCAGACCCUUGUAAUUUCAGGAGUUAUUGUUGCUGCUGAUAUUAUCAUUAAGAUUAUCUAUAUCUUUGGUUUCGGGAUACCAUUGUUCAUUGAUGCAAGUGAGACUACAAAUCGGGUGAAAUGGGGAUUAUGGAUUGUCCACAAGCUGCUUCUUACAGCAAUCUACGGCUUCAUUCUAUUCAUGCACCAUUCAAAAUGGAGGGAGAGGCUACCUGCGAGGCCAGCCUUCUACAACUACAUCUGUGCAAUGUUCUUGUUAUAUGUCAUAGCACUGUUUGGCUGCGUCCUGGCCGGAAAUGGAGCUGGGUUUGGAUUCUGGCUCUAUAACCUCGCAACGGUUUGCUAUCACUCCCUUUAUCUUCCACUCAUCUACGUAACCUUCCUGGCCGAUUUUUUCCAGGAGGAUGAUCUAAGGCUUGAAAAUGUGUACUAUUCUGAGAUGAAAGACGCCGGUUUCUUCGAUGCUGAUUGGGAUUGAGAUUUCGAUGUUAAACAAAUGCAUUCCAAUGUAUGCAUUAUCCAGGUAAAUUGGUGCAUGUCCUAUAAUCAAUUACUUUGUAUAUUGUAAAUAAUCUGACAUAUUAUGUUUAAUGUGUUUUCACUGGAGUCUUGUGAUGGAUAAAUAUACUGUUUCAGCAAUUGUUUGAUA
Molecule: messenger RNA, 1198 nt
Organism: Dioscorea cayenensis subsp. rotundata (Guinea yam)
Lineage: Eukaryota; Viridiplantae; Streptophyta; Magnoliopsida; Dioscoreales; Dioscoreaceae
Product: protein CANDIDATE G-PROTEIN COUPLED RECEPTOR 2-like
Exons: 6
Coding region: 146-1027 (293 amino acids)
Biological process (GO): G protein-coupled receptor signaling pathway
Cellular component (GO): plasma membrane
Molecular function (GO): G protein-coupled receptor activity
Source: RefSeq, a predicted model, not a curated record